AUCAAAAUAACUUUCAUGUAUUCGUAUACAUAUAUCAAAAGAAACCGAUAAUAUAUCGAAAGGUCAUUAAAAUAAAUCCGUUGUACCGUGGCAGGACGGCAAGAAUUUUGAAAUGCUCCCUUAACAGUAUUAGGCACUGUUUUAAUCUUCUUGUUUGAAUCAAUCAUUUUCUUUGUUUACAGCUAACAGCAGAUCAUACAAAUGAACGUCAAAACAUGGACGAAAUUCAAAGACGUAAUGAUGAACUUAUCAAUGAAAUGUCUACGUUGAAAAACGAUAAUGAUCGUUACCAUGAUCAAAUUCAACAUUAUGAAACGACAAUUGAAGCAAAAGAUGAUCUAUUAAAAUUGAGUGAGAACGAUAAACAACAAUUACAGUUGAAAUAUGCUGAUUUAGAGAAUAAACAUGCUGAACAACAUAAUCUUGUCGUUAACUUAUCAACUCAUUUGGCUGCGAAAGAAAGUGAAACGAUGAAAUCAUCAACAACAGCAGUAGAUGAAAAUCAAACAUGGAAUGCUGUUUUAGAAGCAAAUAAUUAUCUUCGUACGGAGAAUACUCAUUUAUUAGAACAAAUUGAAUCAGUACAAUUGGAUAAUGCUAAACUAAAUGAAAAAUGUUCUCAAUUUGAAACAAAAUUAGUAGAAAAUUCACAAAUCAUUGACGAAUUAAAUGCUAAAAAUAUGUCACUUCAAUCACUUCAAAAUCGAUUUGAUAAUGAUCAAGCUAAAAUAAAUAAUUUAAAACAAAUGUGUCUAUCAUUUGAACAAAAAAUAACAGUGAAAGAUCAAGAAAAUGAACGUCUAACAAAAUUAAUUGAUGAGUUAAAUCAACGUAUACAAUCAUUGACAAAUCAAUUAUGUGAUACUGAAGAAAAAUCAAAAAUUGUUGAAGAAAACAUUAAAGUUAAACAAACAGACAUUGAUAAACAAAUUAAAGAAAUUGAGACAUUAAAUGGACGUAUCAAAAAAGCUGAAUUAGAUAAUCAACAGGCACAGACAACAAUUUCUAAAUUACAAAAGAUCGCGCGAAAAUAUCGUCAACAAGCUGUACAAACGGGUGGUUCUAAAACGGAAAAUGUUAUUGAUUCGAGUGUUGUUAAUGAAGGUGAUGAAUUAUUAGGUACUUCAACUUCUGAAGGUGGCAUAGUUGGUCAAGUAGAUCAACAGUCAACAAUUGUCACACCCGCCCUAACAACACAAUCAAAAUUAUCAGUAACACCUACUAGCAUACCAACUGAUGUCAUCGAACGUAUGGCUAAAUUACGUGAUGCUAUUGUUCAUGCACGUAGUGUUAUAUCAACACAACAUGUUCGAAUAAUGCAGUUAACCACUGAGCUUGCACAAAGUCGACAAAGUCAUAUUUCAUCAGAUUUAACUGAGGUUCAUCAACUUGUCGAUAAUAUAAGACAAACUUAUGAAACAGAAAUACAAGAUUUAAAAUAUACGCUACAAUUAUUUGAAAAUAUUGAUGCAUCUGAACAAAUGAAUGAAAUAAUAAAAUUAAGAAAAAAAAUUGAAGAAUUAACAAAUAACAACAAGGCUACAUCAUCAACAUCAACUAUUUUACCAACAAAACAAUCAGAAGACGUUGUUCCAAAACAAAAACCUCAAGCCAUUGCCUCUCCAAUAACACAAAAAUGUCAUUUUAUUUAUAGAGAUCCGUCUGUCUCACGUAUAGCACCAAUUAUAGCCCAGCAACUUCGACAGAUUGGCGUGAUACAACCGAUCACAGCAACUUCAGUUCAAUCACAGUCACCUUCACAACAAAUGACAACAUCAAUACCUCCAGUAGCACUACAAAUUUCUUCUACUAUAAUUGACACAUCUACAAAUGUUCCAUCAACAACGAUCAUAUCCAUUCCCAUAACGACAAGCGCUGCCACAGUCAACAGUAGUAUAACAAAUAUUAUUCCAUCAAUUUCUUCAAGUUCAAAUGGUAGUUCAAAUUUAUUUAUGAAACGUAUUCGUCCAGAUGAUGAUAUGCGAUCUGGAGAAACAACAUUAAAACGGACAAAACCGGAAAAUGAGGCAUCGCCGCCACCUCCAGUUGCUCAUGUUGAACCCCAAGUGCGAGUAACAACAAGUAGUACAAUAAUACAAGAAUCAACUCUCGCUAUAGAAAUCGAUGAUGGUGGUCAAGACAUAGUAGAAAUGGACCAAUCAACGAUGUUUACUGAUGAUGAUUUAGGUAAUCGAAGCGAUAUGGGUGUUAAUAUUCUUACUGAAACUCCAGUUACUUCCAAUCUAUCUGAACAAUCGAUAGAGCCAGUGGCUCAGAGUCAUACGAUUCAAGUAGCUGUUGAUGAUCAACCUGAAGUACGACAAGAAACAAAUGAAGGCGGAGAUCAAACGGAAAGAAGAGAAAUUGCUCCAAUUGUUUAUGAUGUUCAAGCAAUUCCCACAAUUGGAACAGUUCAACCAAAUAUGGCCUCACGUGGCAGGCAGAUACGACCACAACCAACUAUGCCUCUCCGACGCGCUCCUUGGUCGUUUAGAGGUGCCCCGCGAGGUCGAGGUGGUCCACCACCACGUCAAUAA
Molecule: messenger RNA, 2537 nt
Organism: Didymodactylos carnosus
Lineage: Eukaryota; Metazoa; Rotifera; Eurotatoria; Philodinida; Philodinidae
Source: the annotation of a GenBank genome assembly